AUGUCGGAAAACAACCGCACAGAAGCGGGACAGGGAAACGCCAGGCGCGCUCUGGACUCGGGGACGCGCCCCGCCUGGGCGAUAGCGCUGCUGGCCAGCGUGCUCAUCUUCACCACCGUAGUGGACGUGCUGGGAAACUCACUGGUCAUCAUUUCUGUCUUACGAAACCGUAAACUGAGAAACGCAGGUAACGUGUUUGUGGUGAGCCUGGCUUUCGCCGACCUGGUGGUGGCCUUCUACCCGUAUCCACUGGUCCUCUACGCUCUAUUCCACGACGGAUGGUCGCUGGGGGACACGCAGUGCAAGGUGAGCGGCUUCCUCAUGGGCCUGAGUGUGAUCGGCUCGGUGUUCAACAUCACCGCCAUCGCUCUGAACCGCUACUGCUACAUCUGCCACAGUUUCGCCUACGAACGCCUGUACAGUUUCCGCAACACGCUGCUGCUCGUGGCGCUCAUCUGGAUGCUGACCGUGCUGGCCAUCCUACCCAACUUCUUCGUGGGCUCUCUGAGCUACGACGCCCGGGUCUACUCGUGCACGUUCACACAGACGGCCAGCAGCUCGUACACUGUCGUGGUGGUGGUGGUGCACUUCCUGGUGCCCAUAGCGGUCGUGACCUUUUGCUACCUGCGCAUCUGGGUGCUGGUUAUCCGGGUUCGGCGCAAAGCCAAGAAGGAGGAACGUGUCAGGGUGCGACCCAGCGACCUGCGCAACUUCGUUACCAUGUUCAUCGUGUUUGUGCUGUUCGCCAUAUGCUGGGCGCCGCUCAACUUCAUCGGCCUGGUGGUGGCCGUUAACCCUGAGGUCAUGGCGCCCCGAAUUCCUGAGUGGCUGUUUGUGGUCAGUUACUUCAUGGCGUACUUUAACAGCUGCCUCAAUGCCAUCAUUUAUGGACUCCUGAACAGGAAUUUUCGCAGUGAAUACAAGCGCAUCGUGACGUCGGUGUGGCUGCCGAGGCUGUUCGUAUCCGAGACGUCCAGGGCAGCGACGGACGGCGUACGGAGCAAACCUUCGCCGGCCAGGGUGAACAACAUGCUGGUGAAAAUAUCUGCUCACCUGCAAGAAGGUCCUGGCUUCAUCAUCAACAACAAUAUCCCCUCCGCCUCCACCGCCUCCAUUUCCAACACCGGACUCAGUUUCGCUGCCACUCUCAAUUGCUCUUAA
Trichomycterus rosablanca is the source of this 1161-nucleotide messenger RNA. RefSeq names its product melatonin receptor 1Bb (gene mtnr1bb). Gene Ontology annotation, molecular function: melatonin receptor activity. The record is from RefSeq and is a predicted model, not a curated record. The transcript is spliced from 4 exons. Gene Ontology annotation, biological process: G protein-coupled receptor signaling pathway. NCBI's taxonomy places the organism in Eukaryota, Metazoa, Chordata, Actinopteri, Siluriformes, Trichomycteridae. Gene Ontology annotation, cellular component: plasma membrane. Bases 1 to 1161 code for a protein of 386 amino acids.